Leguminivora glycinivorella is the source of this 2067-nucleotide messenger RNA. RefSeq names its product ATP-dependent RNA helicase abstrakt (gene abs). The record is from RefSeq and is a predicted model, not a curated record. The coding region runs from base 85 to 1947 and encodes 620 amino acids. NCBI's taxonomy places the organism in Eukaryota, Metazoa, Arthropoda, Insecta, Lepidoptera, Tortricidae. Gene Ontology annotation, cellular component: spliceosomal complex. Gene Ontology annotation, molecular function: RNA helicase activity; RNA binding; ATP binding. Gene Ontology annotation, biological process: mRNA splicing, via spliceosome. The transcript has 14 exons.
AAAUGUCAUUUUAGGUUAAGUUUGUUUAUUUACGAGCUAAUUUUGUAAAUUAUACUUAAAUAGUUAAUAAAAAGUAUAAAAACCAUGGCUGAUGAGAAGCCAGAGCCUCCUCCUCCAGUAAAACGCUACAGGCGCGAGGAAAAGUCCUCAGAAUCCGAGGAGGACAUCGAUAGCUAUGAACCUUAUGUGCCAGUGAAGGAACGUAAAAAACAACAAUUAAUGAAGCUAGGGCGCCUUGGACAAGUCGCGGCUGAAGUCUCCGCGGAGACUAAAAGCUCGAGUGAGAACGACCCCGAUGAUGAGACGUCUCAAGAAGAAUGGGGUCGUCGCUACAACGUGUCGCUUCUAGACCAGCACAGUGAGCUCAAACGGCUCGCUGAAGCUCGGGCCCUGAGCGCAGCAGAGAGGCAGGCAAGAGAAGAACAACAUAUACUCGAGAGUGUUGCGCAGAGUAAAGCACUUAUGGGCGUAGCUGAGUUGGCUAAGGGUAUCCAAUACGAGGAGCCGAUAAAGACCUCUUGGAAGCCCCCGCGGUGCAUUCUGGAGUUGCCUCCGGAGAGGCAUGAUCGUGUGAGGGACCAGCUCCGGAUCUUAGUUGAAGGAGAGGAUGUACCGCCACCUAUCAGGACGUUUCAGCAUAUGAAGUUUCCUAAAGGCAUCCUCCGUGGCCUUGAAGAGAAGGGCAUAAAGAAACCCACCCCCAUCCAAGUCCAGGGCAUCCCAGCGGUCCUGAUGGGGCGAGACAUGAUUGGCAUCGCCUUCACUGGCUCCGGGAAGACCCUGGUGUUCACACUUCCGCUUCUACUAGUGUGUUUGGAGCAAGAAAUUAAAAUGCCGUUCAUCAGAAACGAAGGCCCCUACGGGCUUAUAAUAUGCCCCUCACGCGAGCUGGCCAAGCAAACCCACGAAAUAAUACAGCACUUCGUGAAACACCUCAAGAUGACCGGUAUGCCGGAGAUCAGAAGUUGUCUCGCUAUUGGAGGAGUGGCGGUGUCGGAAUGUAUGGAGGUGGUACAACGAGGCGUUCACAUAAUGGUCGCGACUCCGGGUCGCCUCAUGGACAUGCUUGAUAAGAAAAUGGUACGAUUAAAUGUAUGCCGCUACCUUUGUAUGGACGAAGCGGAUCGGAUGAUAGACAUGGGGUUCGAGGAAGACGUACGGACAAUAUUCUCAUACUUCACUGGGCAGCGGCAGACUCUACUGUUCAGCGCCACUAUGCCUAGGAAAAUACAGAAUUUCGCCAGGUCAGCGCUUGUCAAACCUGUCACAGUCAACGUGGGCAGAGCGGGUGCGGCGUCGUUGAACGUGCGACAGGAACUGGAGCCCGUAAAGGCAGAAGCGCGAACAGUGCACCUACUGCAGUGCUUACAGAAAACACCUCCGCCAGUUUUAGUGUUCGCUGAGAGAAAACAAGACGUGGACGCGAUACACGAGUACCUGCUGCUUAAAGGUGUGGAGGCGGUGGCUAUCCACGGCGGCAAGGAUCAGGAGGAGCGAUCGCGCGCUGUAGAUGCCUUUAGGAAAGGAGAGAAGGACGUUCUGGUAGCCACGGACGUUGCUAGCAAAGGUCUCGAUUUCGCCAACAUUCAGCAUGUGAUCAACUAUGAUAUGCCUGAGGACAUCGAGAAUUACGUGCAUCGCAUCGGACGUACAGGGCGAGCUGGCGGCGAGGGUGUAGCAACGACUUUACUUGGCCGUGCGGCGGAGAGCAGCGUGCUUAAAGAUUUAGCGCAUUUGCUGAGAGAAGCCGGACAAAAGGUGCCUGGGUUCCUGCUGGACAUGAUCGGCGAGCCCGAUGUGCCGGCGCCCGACGGGCAGGGCUGCUCCUAUUGCGGCGGCCUCGGCCACAGGAUCACAGAAUGUCCAAAACUGGAGGCGGUGCAAAACAAGCAGGCGUCCAAUAUCGGCCGGCGGGAUUACCUCGCCAACACCGCUGCAGAUUAUUAGUUAUAUUUUAUUUGUCAAGAUUUAUUCAAACGUUAUUUGUUUCACAAGGGGACAAAGUGGUUGUUUAACCGCACGUGCCAAUAUUGACACCCGAGCAAGCGAAAGAUUCCAAUAUUGAAC